This is a messenger RNA of Chanos chanos (milkfish), 2703 nucleotides long. RefSeq names its product excision repair cross-complementation group 4 (gene ercc4). Gene Ontology annotation, cellular component: nucleotide-excision repair factor 1 complex. The coding region runs from base 1 to 2703 and encodes 900 amino acids. Gene Ontology annotation, molecular function: single-stranded DNA binding; damaged DNA binding; single-stranded DNA endonuclease activity. The transcript has 11 exons. Gene Ontology annotation, biological process: nucleotide-excision repair involved in interstrand cross-link repair; resolution of meiotic recombination intermediates; double-strand break repair via homologous recombination. NCBI's taxonomy places the organism in Eukaryota, Metazoa, Chordata, Actinopteri, Gonorynchiformes, Chanidae. The record is from RefSeq and is a predicted model, not a curated record.
AUGGAAGGGCAGCUUCUUGAGUAUGAGACUGAGAUGUUUCUGAAUCUCUUUGCCACGGAUGGAUUACUUAUAACGGCAGAAGGACUUGGCGUCGACCGCAUUCUGUUGCAAUUCUUGAGAGUGUAUUCAGAGGAGGGCAGUUUGGUACUUCUCCUGAACACAACCACACCUGAACAGGAGUACUUUACGGAGCAGUUGCGAGCAGAGGGAGUUACUCACCUUCCAAAGACCGUGACUAGCGAUGUGCAGAGCGGUGAACGGUACGAUGUUUACGUUCAAGGAGGUGUACUGUUUGUCACCAGCCGUAUCCUAGUGGUGGACUUCCUAACUGAUCGAAUUCCUGCACACCUCAUCUCAGGAAUCUUGGUCUACCGUGCCCAUAAGAUCAUCGAGUCUUGCCAGGAGGCUUUCAUCUUGAGAUUGUUCCGACAAAAGAACAAAACGGGGUUCAUCAAAGCCUUCACAGAUAAAGCACCAGCGUUCUCCACUGGAUUUUGCCAGGUUGAGCGUGUCAUGAGAAACCUUUUUGUGAAGAAACUGUUUCUCUGGCCAAGAUUUCAGGCAUCAGUGAACUCUGUGCUGGACAGACACAAGCCUGAUGUCAUUGAACUGCAUGUGUCUCUGACCCCAGCCAUGAGGGCCAUUCAGAGCUCUAUUCUGGACAUCAUGAAUGCAUGUCUGAAGGAGCUGAAAAGAUACAACCCAAUGCUGGAAGCUGAGGAUCUCUCUUUGGAAAACACUCUAGGCAGCGCCUUUGAGAAAACUAUUCGGCAUUACCUUGAUCCUCUGUGGCAUCAGCUCGGAGCCAAGACCAAAUCGCUCGUACAGGACUUGAAGAUUUUGCGCACUCUUCUUCUCUACCUCACUCAGUAUGACUGUGUCACCUUCCUUAACCUGCUGGAGUCUUUGCGUUCCAGCCAGAAAAAUUUUGGAAGCAAUUCAGGAUGGUUAUUUCUGGACUCAAGCACAUCUAUGUUUGUAAAUGCUCGAAGCCGUGUUUAUCGCAUUCCCGAGUCCAAAAAGAAGCUGAAGGUGUCUGGUGAAUUGGACCAAAAGCCAAGCAGUUCAGCUCCUUUGAAAAGAGAGCUUGUGUUGGAGAGGAAUCCGAAAUGGGAGGCUUUGUCAGAGGUGAUGCAGGAGAUCGAAAAGGAGAACAACAGCUCUGAACAUGAACCAGGCCGCGUGUUGAUAUGUGCGAGUGACGACAGAACCUGCGCCCAGCUGAGAGAGUAUCUUCAACGCGGAGCAGAUUCUCUCCUCAACCGCCUCUAUUCUCGCACCGUUGGCAAAGACGACGUCAACCCUGAGCCAGGACCCGGCAACAAACGCGGUAAAAGCAGGUCCAAGAAAGGCCUUGGCAAAACCUCCAAAGCCAAGAACUCUAAACCCAAGAAAGGAGAAGCUAAUGCAAAGAGACAGAGACCUUCCCUCACUCUCACUCAGAUGGUCGGAAAGGAGGAAGGAGUUGAGAUGGAAAUAACGGGAGGCAGUGGAGAUGAAAUAGAACAAGACGAAGAGGAGGCAGAAGAAGAAGAAGAAGAAGAAAAAGAGGAAGUUCUCCUAAACCUUUCUUCUGAUUCCUAUUAUGGCAUUUUGAAGGAACCGCUGACAGUCAUCCAUCCACUGAAAGGAUGUAGUGACCCCUACAGCUUGACACGGGUAUUGCACGAGGUGGAACCCAUGUUUGUAGUCCUCUAUGAUGCCGAACUGAGUUUUGUUCGCCAGCUGGAAGUGUAUAAAGCCGCCAGACCGGGCAAACCUCUACGUGUGUAUUUCCUCAUAUAUGGGGGCUCCACCGAAGAGCAGAGGUAUCUGACCACACUGCAUAAAGAAAAACAAGCAUUUGAGCACCUUAUCAGGGAGAAGGCCAGCAUGGUGGUGCCAGAGGAGAGAGAGGGACGAGAGGACACUAACCUGGAUUUGGCUCGUAGUGAAGAACCUGCUAACUGUACCACCAACAGCCGCAAAGCAGGAGGACAGGAACAGGUGAAAGAGCCGUCUCGGGUCAUCGUGGAUAUGAGAGAGUUCCGUAGCGAGCUGCCCUCCCUGCUCCAUCGGCGGGGUUUGGACAUCGAGCCUGUGACUCUGGAGGUGGGCGACUACAUCCUGACCCCUGACAUCUGCGUGGAGCGCAAGAGCGUUAGCGACCUGAUAGGCUCCCUGCAGAAUGGUCGCCUCUACACCCAGUGCCUGUCCAUGACCCGGUUCUACCGCCGGCCCGUGCUGCUCAUCGAGUUCGACCCAUCCAAGCCUUUCUCCUUGGUCGCCCGUAGCGACCUGCGGCAGGAAAUCUCCGCUAACGACGUCUCUUCCAAACUGACGCUCCUCACCCUCCAUUUUCCCCGUUUGAGAUUACUCUGGUGCCCCUCGCCUCACGCCACGGCCGAACUCUUCCAGGAGCUGAAGCAAGGUCGCCCGGAGCCCGAUGCUACAGCUGCCCAGGCCAUAACGGUGGAGUCGGACACCGUGGCGGAGUCAGCAGAACUGUACAACCCCGGGCCAUACGAUUUCCUGCUUCGUAUGCCUGGUCUCAACGCUAAGAAUUUCAGAGCUAUCGUCAAAAAUGUUGCCAGCCUAGCUGAGCUUGUCACACUGAGCCUAGAAAAACUGACUGAGAUUCUCGGUAGUGCAAGUAAUGCCAGACAACUGUAUGAAUUUCUUCACAAUUCGAUGGAUGUUGCUGCAGCUCAGAAGAGUAGGUAA